GCUCUAGCUAACAUCGACAUCGGAAGCCUGAUCUGUAAUGUAGGAGCUGGUGGAGGUGGUGCUCCGGCUGCAGCUGCUCCUGCUGGUGGUGCUGCACCUGCGGGUGGUGCUGCCCCUGCUGAGGAGAAGAAAGAAGAGGAAAAGAAAGAAGAAUCAGAGGAAUCUGAUGAUGACAUGGGCUUUGGUCUUUUUGACUAAUUAGUUUUGUACCCAUCUGUAAUAAAGAACAUUUACAUGUA
This is a messenger RNA of Pterocles gutturalis (yellow-throated sandgrouse), 239 nucleotides long. RefSeq names its product ribosomal protein, large, P1 (gene RPLP1). Gene Ontology annotation, molecular function: ribonucleoprotein complex binding; protein kinase activator activity; structural constituent of ribosome. The transcript is spliced from 2 exons. The annotation marks the transcript as partial. The record is from RefSeq and is a predicted model, not a curated record. Gene Ontology annotation, biological process: cytoplasmic translation. Gene Ontology annotation, cellular component: cytosolic large ribosomal subunit. NCBI's taxonomy places the organism in Eukaryota, Metazoa, Chordata, Aves, Pterocliformes, Pteroclidae.